Callorhinus ursinus (northern fur seal) is the source of this 2417-nucleotide messenger RNA. It is a transcript of the gene GFI1B, whose product is annotated as growth factor independent 1B transcriptional repressor. Lineage: Eukaryota; Metazoa; Chordata; Mammalia; Carnivora; Otariidae. Gene Ontology annotation, biological process: regulation of transcription by RNA polymerase II. Gene Ontology annotation, molecular function: RNA polymerase II cis-regulatory region sequence-specific DNA binding; DNA-binding transcription factor activity, RNA polymerase II-specific. The record is from RefSeq and is a predicted model, not a curated record. Gene Ontology annotation, cellular component: nucleus.
GCUGAGCGGGCUGAGCGGCUCACUGACGCUGGGAAGCACCUGGGCUUCUCCUUCACCUCUUCUGGGGUCAAGGCUGGGGAAGCGUGAAUUCGGCUUUUCUGCAAGGACAAGAGGGACCUCUCUAAGAGCGGUCUGCCGUGGCUUUGGAGCAGAGUGCUCCUGGCUCGGGUUGGAGGGGGAGAGACAGACACAGAGGAAGGAAGGAAAGACGAAAGAGUUUAUGCAAAAUCAAGUAUAUAAGUGUUUUAACUUUAAGUUUAAAAACGGAAUGAUUUAGCCAUCCUUUCCUCUUCCAGGAGGCGUUAGUUAGAAUGUCCCGGGGCAGAGCGCGGCUCCCCGGGUGGAGGGCUGGCAAGAGCCCGAAGUCGGAGCCGGGGAAGCUUUGAUAAGCAAAUGCAGCCCCGCGCUCGGGCGCUCUCUAUUGGCUGUUCCUUCACCGCCAGAUUUUGACACAAAUAAUCAGAUUGAAAAUCAAGGAGGGGAACAGAAGAGGGGGAAAAAAAAAACCAGAGAGAGUGAGAGGGAGAGAGGGAGAGAGAGAGAGAGAGAGAAAGAAGAAGUAUCUAUUUGAGCAGAGAGUCCGAGGUUGACAGAGUGGAGCCGAUCCCCAGAGGCUGGGAGGUUCCCACCAAGACCAAGACUGCAUCCAGGACCAGACGGCAGAGCUAGGGACAGGUGUGGGGUGCACAUUUACCAUGCCACGCUCCUUCCUGGUGAAGAGCAAGAAGGCUCAUACCUACCACCAGCCCCGCAUCCAGGAAGAUGACCCGAUCUGGCCUCCUGCCCUCAGCCCCCGGGCCAGAGACCAGGUCCUGAGCAAUGAUCCCGUCCUCAACACCCUGUUCCCAAACCAGUGCCUGACCUGGACUGACCUCAAACGGGAGCCAGAGCUGGAGCUGGAUCAGAGCCUGAGCAGGACGGCCUUGGUGCCAGAGGGCCCUGCUGUAAUGCCCCGAUCCCAGGACAGGGAGUCCGACUCACCCCCGUUCUACAAGCCCAGCUUCUCCUGGGAUGCCCUGGCCUCGUCCUACGGCCACAGCUACCGGCAGGCCCCCUCCACCAUGCAGUCUGCCUUCCUCGAGCGCUCCGUCAGCCUGUACGGCAGCCCUCUUGUGCCCAGCACUGAGCCGCCCCUGGACUUCAGCCUCCGCUGCUCCCCGGGCAUGGACACGUACCACUGCAUCAAGUGCAACAAGGUGUUCUCUACCCCACACGGGCUCGAAGUGCAUGUCCGCCGCUCCCACAGCGGGACCCGGCCCUUUGCCUGUGACGUCUGUGGCAAAACCUUCGGCCACGCCGUGAGCCUGGAGCAGCACACACACGUCCACUCCCAGGGGAUCCCGGCAGGGCCCGGUCCUGCGCCCAGCGUGGCAGUCCCGGGUCUCGAGGCCCCGCCCGCGCCUGACCCCCCUGGGCCUCGUUUCGUCCGGCAGGAGCGCAGCUUCGAGUGCCGGAUGUGCGGCAAAGCCUUCAAGCGCUCGUCCACCCUGUCCACGCACCUGCUCAUCCACUCGGACACGAGGCCCUACCCCUGCCAGUUCUGCGGCAAGCGUUUCCACCAGAAGUCGGACAUGAAGAAGCACACGUACAUCCACACAGGUGAGAAACCCCACAAGUGCCAGGUGUGCGGGAAGGCCUUCAGCCAGAGCUCCAACCUCAUCACGCACAGCCGGAAGCACACCGGCUUCAAGCCCUUCAGCUGCGAGCUGUGCACCAAGGGUUUCCAGCGCAAGGUCGACCUGCGGCGGCACCGCGAGAGCCAGCACAAUCUCAAGUGAGGCUGCACCUGCCCUGGGCUCCCGGCCAGCCCGCCGUGAGGUCCCGUGACCCAGAGGGAGGCCAGCCUCCUGCGCCCAGAUCCCCGGUCUCCUGGAGUCAGGGCUGGGCAGGAAUCUUUCAGCUUGUUUUGAGACUCAACAGAAUUGCUGUGUGACCUCGAGCAAGUUGCUUUCCGUCUCUGGACCAAGAUUUUCCUGCUGCAAAAUAUGAGAACUGGGCUGGGUGUUUUCUGAGCUAAGUUGUUUUAGAGGUCUAAGAGCUUGGGCACCUUCCCUCUCAUGGAGCCCAGAAAGCCAGCAUAGCCCUCCCCACUCCCCCCAAGGGGAUGCCAAGAAUAGCCCAUCACUGGAAUCCACAGAGAAAUCCUCCCCCUCUGCCUGUUGCCCACCGUGCUGGGAUCUGGUUUUUAGUGGGUCUCCUUCUGACUGCCAUGGAUGUCCGGAGCUGCCUCUUGUCCCAGUAGGAGGCCUAAUACCCCUCUGCUUUGGCCAGAUGUGCUGGCUGCCCCCCACUUCUGGCUGGCACUCAGCCGGCCGCGGGGCUUCCGGGCUGGAGAAACAAGCAGUCACUGCUAACAAGAGCCCGUUCCUCUCAACUGCUGUAAAUAAAAAUAAAGACACAGAUUUAUUUACAUUUAA